Molecule: messenger RNA, 1180 nt
Organism: Dryobates pubescens (Downy woodpecker)
Lineage: Eukaryota; Metazoa; Chordata; Aves; Piciformes; Picidae
Product: serine/threonine-protein phosphatase 6 regulatory ankyrin repeat subunit C
Exons: 10
Coding region: 77-1180 (367 amino acids)
Molecular function (GO): protein binding
Source: RefSeq, a predicted model, not a curated record
CCCGCCAGCCGCCCGAGCGGAGCCGCCGCGGCCUGGAGCCCCAUGCCGGGAGCUGGGCGCUGAGGGCGGCCCCGAGAUGGGGAUUCUCAGCAUCACGGACCAGCCUCCUCUGGUCCAAGCCAUCUUCAACCGUGACAUCGAGGAGGUGAGGUCCCUGCUGAGCCAGAAGGAGAACAUCAAUGUCCUGGACCAAGAGCGCCGGACGCCGCUGCACGCUGCUGCCUACGUAGGAGAUGUUGCAAUCCUUGAGCUCCUCAUCCUGUCAGGUGCCAACGUGAACGCCAAGGACAGCGUCUGGCUGACGCCGCUGCACCGCGCCGCCGCCUCGCGCAACGAGAAGGCUCUUCACCUCCUCCUGAAGCACUCAGCCGAUGUCAACGCCAGGGACAAGUUCUGGCAGACCCCCCUGCACGUGGCUGCCGCCAACAGGGCCACCAAGUGCGUGGAGGCCAUCGUGCCCCUGCUCAGCAGCCUCAACGUGGCCGACCGCACCGGGCGCACGGCGCUGCACCACGCCGUGCACAGCGGCCACCUCGAGAUGGUCAACCUGCUGGUGAACAAAGGGGCCAGCCUCAGCACUUGUGACAAGAAGGACAGACAGCCCAGCCACUGGGCAGCUUUCCUGGGCCAUUUGGAAGUCCUGAAGCUGCUGGUGGCCCGUGGAGCUGAUGUGAUGUGCAAGGACAAGAAGGGCUACACCCUGCUGCACACGGCGGCGGCCAGCGGCCAGAUCGAGGUCGUGCGGCACCUGCUGAGGCUGGGAGUCGAGAUUGAUGAGCCCAACCUCUUUGGGAACACAGCCCUUCACAUUGCCUGCUACAUGGGGCAGGAUGCAGUGGCCAACGAGCUGGUCAACUAUGGAGCCAAUGUCAACCAGCCCAACGAGAAGGGCUUCACCCCCCUGCACUUUGCUGCUGUCUCCACCAACGGAGCUCUGUGCCUGGAGCUCCUGGUCAACAACGGCGCCGACGUCAACUUCCAGAGUAAGGAAGGGAAGAGUCCCCUGCACAUGGCUGCCAUCCACGGACGGUUCACGAGGUCGCAGAUCCUCAUCCAGAACGGCAGCGAGAUCGACUGCGCCGACAAGUACGGCAACACGCCGCUGCACGUGGCGGCCCGCUACGGCCACGAGCUGCUCAUCAGCACUCUGAUGACCAACGGUGCUGACACUGCAAGGUGA